Gasterosteus aculeatus aculeatus (three-spined stickleback) is the source of this 3035-nucleotide messenger RNA. Its product is annotated as group XIIB secretory phospholipase A2-like protein. Gene Ontology annotation, molecular function: calcium ion binding; A2-type glycerophospholipase activity. Gene Ontology annotation, cellular component: extracellular region. Lineage: Eukaryota; Metazoa; Chordata; Actinopteri; Perciformes; Gasterosteidae. Gene Ontology annotation, biological process: phospholipid metabolic process; lipid catabolic process; cholesterol homeostasis. The record is from RefSeq and is a predicted model, not a curated record.
GCUAAGCACUAAACCUGCUCCUUCAAACGGACCCCUGCUGGUUUGUCCCCAGUUCAACACCAUGCUGCUUCGGGCUGUCGUCCUCCUCUUCCUCUGUGUGUCCUCGGGCAUUUGUGCCACUUUAGGCCACUACCAGACUACGCCUGAAGAGGAGCAGGCGUCUCCUGUGGACUCCGAUGCUGUUUCUGCUGCUGUAGCAGCUGAAGAAGCUGCAGCUCCUGCAGGUACCCAACAAGGAAGUUCACCUGCAGUGGAGGAACCUGCAGCCGACUCCUCUCGUGGUGACAGUGAGUUGGCUGUGGAUGACCUUUCAGCUGACAAAACAAAAAUGGAGGUCCCGGUGGGAGAUGGUGCAACAGCCGAUGAGCCAGAGACAGACAGGGAAAUGGCUGCUGGAGACCCCCCUGCUAUGGAAGCUCUUGCUGGUGAAGCCGUCACGCAGGAGCAACAUUUUUCUCCUGGGGCGGAGGAGGAAAAUGACAUCAGACCGGUCCAGACGGACCUGUCGCUAAAUAACUCUUUGGCACAAGAAGAUGAUAACAGCUGGAGCAUCGACUCAAUUAGAAAUAGUUUCCGCAGUUUGCACGGAUACUUUGAGUUGUUGGUGGAGCUGGCGGGGGGACGCGAUGGUGUGUGUCAGUAUCGCUGCAGAUACGGAGAAACUCCUCAAAAGCGCCCCGGCUACCAGCUCCAAGAGCCCAACGGCUGCAGCUCCUCUCUGGUGGGAUUGCAGGUGAAUGCAGUUCUUGACCUCGGGAUCCCCGCUAUGACCAACUGCUGCAACCAGCUGGACGUGUGCUACGACACUUGCGGCACCAGCAAGAACCGCUGCGACUCGGAGUUCCGCCUGUGUCUGCACGGCAUCUGCGGCGACCUUAAGAAGAGUCUGGGCUUCGUGUCCAAGGUGCAAGCCUGCGAAUCAAUGGCAGACGUCCUCCACAGCACAGUGGGGACUCUUGGCUGCAGGCCUUACAUGAACAGCCAGAGGGCAGCGUGUGUCUGCGAGGGAGAGGAGAGGGAGGAACUGUGACAAAUACUCUGUGGACGCAUUCGCAGACAAAUAACUCAGUCACAGGCGUCUCUGCACAAAACACUGUUUAUUUAUCGUCAAAGAGGAUGUGCCGGAAUUCCGGACUACAAGCCGCUGCUUUUUUCCCCCCCACGCUUUGAACCCUGUGGUUUAUGCAGCGGUGGCUUACGCGCGAGACAGACACGUGCAGGGCUCUCAAGUGUCACGCAUUGAGCGUGACAGUCACUCACUUUGGUUUCCCGCCACACAUCCAAUUUCUCACGCCGUGUCCCUGCACGUGCAAGAGAUAAUGCGCCGGGGAAGACGCUUGUUUAGUAACAGACAUUUUGUGCAUCAUAUUCAAAACACUCGUCGUGGAAAAUAAACGUGGGAAUGCGCGUGAUGCAGCAUUUAAGUGUCGGGCAACUAGUCUUUCUGUCGGAGAAGGAAACAGCGGCUGCACUUAAACUUGGCUCCAAUGAAUCAAUGGUGAGACGUUGGAGACGGCCAUGUGAAGAACUCACUCCAUGUAGAAAGACGACAAAAGCUUGCAGAGGGAAUAAAAGCAGGUGACCCGAACGUGGAAACUUUCUUGAAGACUGAACACACAGACAGUUGUUUCCACCGUGCACAUCCCGCUGAAAGGCAAAACAAUCUAAUCAAAGAUUCACUGCAGGUUUAGUGCCGUGUUACAGGAAUAUAUCAAGCAUCAUAUAUCAAGUAUCUCAAUAUGGCUUUCAAAAGGUUAAUUGAUAGAUUUUGCACAUGUGUUAAACUCUUCAUACUCCUUUACUACUCUUCAAUACUCUUCAAUUUCCUUUUAGGACAUUUUAGGCCUCUAUGACUCCAUUACCAUAAAUGACCUUGAUGACUCCAAAUACAGUGUCUGAUGGGAAGGAUAUUGUAGUUGGAUUCAUUUCCUCUGGAUAUAAUGACAUAAUAGAAUUACUAAAAUGCAAAUUGUUUGAUGUGUGUGGUUGUUUAUCAAGAUAGUAUGAUCAAAGUCAAUGUCACCUAAAUGUGAUAUCUAUAUUAUGUAUAUAAUACACGACUAAACGACCGGAUUAAUUAUAGAUUAAUGGGCACUUUACUUCACCACAUCACCACUAUCUCCUUUGUCUUCUCAUCUCUUUGCCAACAUGUCACGUGUGACGUGAUCCUCCAGCCGUCCACGAGUCCAAAUAUGUUGAUGUGUGUUCCACGUGUAUUUCUCAAUUCAUUAAUGCUGUGAAAUAGAAACCAAUUCUAUAAAUCUAAAUCUUAAACUGUAAUCUUAAAUGUAAGUCUGAGAAAUGUCUGAACGUGUGACCUAGAAAUCGUUUACGCUGUAGUUGCUUAAAUAAACCGUCGCCCCUCCGAAUUAUUUCAAAUAGAAAUGUCAUUCAAUUUAAUGUCAGCAGCAAAUCUGACUGCCAGGCAAACACCUACACACACAAACACGCAAAAUUCAAGAAAUAUUGUAAUGGUAAAAUAUGUUAUAACAGCCUUUUGCUAAAAGAGUGAUAAUUGUCUGUAUUGAAGUUCCUGUUUGCUGCCGUGUGCUCAGGAAAAAGGAAACCGUCUGCGACCUCAUCUUGAACUUUACCCUAACAGUCUCAUAACAAAGGCUCAAAAAAGAACAACUAUGUUAAUAGUUCCAUAUGUAUUGUGUGCAUGUUUCAUAAACUGGUUUCAAAUGUAUCUGGAAAUUCCCCGCGGACCACCUGCCACUGAGGUUGACCUUUUGUGUGUGUAUAAAGGCCCCCGAGCUUUGACUGCUCGGAGACGCAAUCUCCACAGAGCACUGUAAUACGCGCUUGUGCAUUUGACCUCCUGGGGGCAAUAAAUUUACUUUUACAACUUUGAUCAUUCGUUAAGUCUGUUUUAUUAGAUAAACCUAGAAACAAAUCAUUCUAACAGUGAAAUAUUCCACAACAAUAUACAGCACUGUUAGUGACGCAGGGACGUAUAUGGGAGUAAAGAAGAGUGUAUAUAAUGUACAUCUGCAUGUUCAUCUGUAUAUAAAGGACUUUAAAAUACCAAAUAA